AUGUAUAUGUAUGUGUAUGUGUAUAUGCUUGAAGCCAGGAAAAAUACAAAUCCAAUGGUGCCCCUUGUUUGCGUUCGAAAAUCUCCUGGGGAUGCAGAACCGUCAAAACCUUGUUUCCUUGAUAUCUCUCCUGUUCAUUCCUUCCGUGUUUCUGCUGUUCCUGCGAAUAGAGCAAAAGGACAAAGUCUUGACCGUUAUCACGACAUACGCCCCGAUGCCGUUGGUGGAACCACACGCCGCUGUAACCACAGUGCGCUUUGGGAACACCCAGCGCCCAGCCCAGGUUCGCGAAGCCAGACGCGGAAUGGAUUCUCAGAAUGCAUCGAACAGCGCGCUGCUGCGAUAAAAGCCAAAAUCGAGCUUUUUGUGGGUGAGCGAGCAAAAAAGAAACGACGUGGGCCAGAUUGCUGUUUGGUUUCGACGGGCCGUCGCGAUCCCGCGUUCCGUUGCCGAGAGUCCGCUGCGCGACGCGCAGCGGACGAGAAGGGGAUAAGCCAGAACAGAUAA
Messenger RNA from Zygotorulaspora mrakii, 507 nucleotides. RefSeq lists its product as uncharacterized. NCBI's taxonomy places the organism in Eukaryota, Fungi, Ascomycota, Saccharomycetes, Saccharomycetales, Saccharomycetaceae. The transcript has a single exon. The coding region runs from base 1 to 507 and encodes 168 amino acids. The record is from RefSeq and is a predicted model, not a curated record.